GAACUUGAUCUGUUAAAAGCUUCGCCAUCCUAUUCUCUUAAUCUUGCAGAAGAUGAUGAUGAUGAUGAUAGUGUCUUUUGUCAACGUGUAGUAUCAGUUUCAGAUGUUUAUGACUCUAUUCAUGAAGUACCUUAUGAGAAAGGUGAUGGGGCAUUGGAAAUUACGGUGGAUACGUCAAUACUGCCAACAAGAUGGAUCUCUUCAGUGCCUUUGGAGUUGUCAAAAGUGUCUGAAAACAGAGACCUGUUAAUUGAAAAGGACUUGCAUACUGAAACUUGCAAGAGGCAAAAAAAGCCUGCGCCUCAAAAAUUCUUAAGAAAUGGAAAGGAUGAAUCUGCCAUUUCAGAAAUGUGUGAGAAUGCAGGUGAUCAGCUUAUCCAGACAGUCUCUCCUAUCAAAAAAGACGACCCUCUUAUGAAAGCCAGAGAUGAGCUGGCAGAAGAGAUUGCAAAAACAGUGAUGUCUGAAUCGCCUCAGAGUGGUGAAGGAAAAGCAAUGUCAUUAGAAGAUCUGGUUAGUUCACUGGCUUUUAACCCAUUUGUAACGCGGAAACAAAUUCCUCGAACUCCAGAAAAUCUGCUUACUGAAAUUAGAAGCUCUUGGAGAAAAGCUAUUCAGACUGAGGGCUCAUCAGAUGUAGAGCUGUCCCCAGCUGAAGUAAUGAGAGAAGAAGCUUCAGUGGACUCUGCACUUAAAACACAGGAGGUAGAAGACUCUAAGAUUGUGUGUUCUAACCCUGCAUCUCCUGUACCUGACUUUGAUCCUCCCUCAUCAGAAAGGAACUCUUGGUUAAGUUCUACAGAAUUUAGACCUCAAGAGCAGAUGGAGGUAAGUCAUAUAAUUGAAUCUCCAACUUCGAAAACAUCUGGAUUGCAAGAGAGUAAGAGAACUGAAGAACGGGAAUUAAAAUGUAUUGAUUUGAACAAAAGUUGUGUAGAAGAUCCAGAAGAACAGGUUUUUCCAUAUAGAAAGAAGAACAUGAAUACUACAGGUAUUUGUUCAGAAAGCAAUAGUAGAACAAAUGUUCUACCUUCAGACCACUCUUGGGGUUCCUUGAUGAAUGAGAUGCUGCAACAGAGUGUAUCUUCAAUGUUAAGUUCUAUGAAUGUUGAAAGUGCCCACUUGGGAAUAUUGGAUGAGACACUUCCAGAAGAACUUGAUAACAUAGAUCUCAACAAAUCUUCAAGCUCAGAGUCUGAUGUAAUAGACAGUGAAUAUGUAACAGGUGGUUCAAGAAAUAAGGGUAUUAAAAAAUCAAAUCUAGAUCUACAGUCCCAGUUCAACACGUAUGAAGCACAGAAGAAGACUGCAUCUAGAAGUGACGAGGAGCUGCAUCAAACACAUAAUGGAGGUGAAUCUCCAAGUUGUCAAUCAGACCUAAGUCUUGCAUCAGAAAGAGGAGAAGGAGAUGAAUCAUACAAUCCUCUAGAACUCUUCCGCUUGGAUGAUGAAUUUGUCAAGACGCCAUCACCAGUAUCUCUUGAUAAAAGAAAAUAUUCCCUGUCAUCUUUGCUGAUAUCUUCUCAACAUCUGGAGGAAAUGGCAUCAAUGGUACACGAUAUCCCAGUAGAGUUAAUACAUAAAUUGAAGGACAAAGAACAGUUGGAGGAGAAGCCAGACACAAAGGAACCAUCAUCAGGAUAUGAUUUGUAA
This is a messenger RNA of Antrostomus carolinensis (chuck-will's-widow), 1653 nucleotides long. It is a transcript of the gene HAUS6, whose product is annotated as HAUS augmin like complex subunit 6. Gene Ontology annotation, cellular component: HAUS complex; mitotic spindle microtubule. Gene Ontology annotation, molecular function: microtubule binding. The transcript is spliced from 7 exons. Gene Ontology annotation, biological process: spindle assembly. Lineage: Eukaryota; Metazoa; Chordata; Aves; Caprimulgiformes; Caprimulgidae. The record is from RefSeq and is a predicted model, not a curated record. The annotation marks the transcript as partial.